Molecule: messenger RNA, 369 nt
Organism: Prunus armeniaca (apricot)
Lineage: Eukaryota; Viridiplantae; Streptophyta; Magnoliopsida; Rosales; Rosaceae
Source: the annotation of a GenBank genome assembly
AUGAGUCAAAAUCAAGAGAAACAAAAGGCCAUUCUAACAAAGGUGUUCAUUCUUAAGAAAUCAAGAAAAGAUCAUCAGAGCUGCAGUUCGUGUAGAUCAGCAAGAAAUUUUUGGCUCAGGUCGCAUCUUCCAGCAACAGUUUCUAGCAGCUUCCAGCAACAGUUUCUAGCAGCUUCCAGCAUCAAUUUCCAGCAGCUUCCAGCAUCAAUUUUUGACCGUCUAUUGUUUGGUUACUACGGAUUCCUUAAUGCUUUUAUUCACAGGUAUCCAAUAUGUUGGAAUAAGGCUGGUUUGCAUGAAGUCAUUCUUGGAACCUCCGCUGCGAAAAAUGCACAUUAUCCGUCUACUGAGUCAUCUUUAUGCAAGUAG